Aspergillus pseudotamarii is the source of this 1183-nucleotide messenger RNA. RefSeq lists its product as uncharacterized. Lineage: Eukaryota; Fungi; Ascomycota; Eurotiomycetes; Eurotiales; Aspergillaceae. Bases 401 to 1105 code for a protein of 234 amino acids. The transcript is spliced from 4 exons. The record is from RefSeq and is a predicted model, not a curated record.
UUUUAACUGCCCUGCUGGACAAGGGUGGUGUUUCUUUUAAUAUAGUCCCCCAAGUCUUGCCCAAUAUACUUCCACUAGUACCAUUCCUUGUUUUAGGCGGAGGAUCUAAUCUACUGCCUUUCUAAGUGUAUACCACAUAGUCUAUAUUGCAUGACUGAAAAUAUCUGGACAUUACCAUCUUGUCCAACCCCCUCUUACAAACAUCAAAGUACUUUUGCUAGUGCCGGCUUCCAUAUUGCGAAUUUGCCUAUCAUUCCCUGUGGAAAUUAUAUCAGCCAGAAGGCUACUUCCAUUGAUCUAACCAUCUACUGGCCAUCUACUACCCAAUCUUGCACCUCUCAAUUUUCCAUCGCACUAUAUCAGUCGUGUUAAAAACUUUCUCUACCCCCAAACAACCAAAAUGUUCAAUCCCAACGUCCCAGUUCCAGGCCCUCGCAGUCGCGAUCCAAUCGUGAUCGACGACGAAAGCGAAGAUGAAGACAUGAACGUCGAUUACCCCGGACGCCAAACCCAUCCACGUGGGAUCGAUCCCAGAUACGACUCCGAUCGCAUGCGCGGCCCACUAACAAACCACCACACGACUAUCGAACAGGAAAAAAAAGUGCGCAGUCGUCUCCGCGAGGAAAGACAUGCUGCGCUUUGUGUCCUGAUGGACCGGGAACUCCUCACUAUGCAGGCAUUGGCUGCCCAAGAGACCCUCCCACAAGCGCGCCGUCGCUUCCUUUCUAAGCUCAUCGCCCCUGAGGACCCCGAGGUAGCGGCCUCUAUCCGCUCCGACCUCUUCCUCGUCCAGAAUCCCUCUUCGUCUUCAAAUAAUCAACCUCUAGUUGUGCACCGGAGUGUUGUUGAUGUUCAUGAAACUGACGAUGAGGGGUGGCGACGGCCCGCCGAUGCCGGUGGAUCGUCGUCGGCGUUCUCGUCGCCUGCUUCGUCGUCGAAGAACAAGGGGCGGUUGUCGACGCCCGAUAAGACGAGAGGGAAGGGGAAGGCACCGCCUAGUUUUGCUUCUGGGUCGGCGGGUCGCGGACAGCAGUUGCGAGAAAGGGAGAGGAGGAGGAGGUGGAGUGGUGCUGAGAGGGAGGACUAUGGGAUUUCGUCGCCUUGAGUUCUUUCGAUCUUAGUUCCUUGGCGUUCAUUACUGUUGUCUUGGGAGGUAAUGAGAUGCUCAUUAUGGAUUAUACAU